Messenger RNA from Microthlaspi erraticum, 1755 nucleotides. Lineage: Eukaryota; Viridiplantae; Streptophyta; Magnoliopsida; Brassicales; Brassicaceae. The record is from the annotation of a GenBank genome assembly.
AUGGGUGGUGGUGGGAAUCUCGUCGACGGUGUUCGUCGAUGGCUUUUUCAGCGACAUCCUUCUCCUUCUUCUUCUUCUUCCAAUAGUCCCCAACCCAUUCUAAAUUCCUCUACUUUCUCUAACCCCGAUCAAUCCGGUAACGCCGGAGAUUCGAAUGAGCUUAUUGUUAUUGAGGAUCUCGAUUUUUCUGGGUUAAAGCUUAUUAAAGUUCCAAUUCCAAAACGUAUUCACGUAUCUAUGGAUCCUCAUAAGAAGGAUACUGAAUUCUUCACGGAGUAUGGAGAAGCAAACAGGUACCAGAUUCAAGAGGUCGUUGGCAAAGGAAGCUACGGUGUUGUGGCUUCUGCUGUAGACUCACACACUGGAGAAAAAGUUGCGAUCAAGAAGAUUAACGACGUGUUUGAGCAUGUCUCCGAUGCAACUAGGAUCCUCAGAGAGAUCAAAUUGCUUCGGCUGCUUAAACAUCCAGAUGUUGUGGAGAUUAAACACAUCAUGCUGCCUCCUUCCCGCAGAGAAUUCAGAGAUAUUUACGUUGUGUUCGAGCUGAUGGAGUCUGAUCUUCAUCAAGUGAUCAAGGCCAACGAUGAUCUAACUCCUGAGCAUUAUCAGUUUUUCUUGUACCAGCUUCUCCGUGGUCUGAAAUAUGUUCAUGCAGCUAAUGUGUUUCAUCGGGAUUUGAAGCCAAAGAACAUCCUAGCUAAUGCUGAUUGCAAACUGAAGAUCUGUGAUUUUGGGCUCGCUCGUGUUUCUUUCAACGACGCCCCAACCGCUAUAUUUUGGACUGAUUAUGUAGCUACUCGGUGGUAUCGUGCCCCUGAACUCUGUGGAUCGUUUUUCUCCAAAUAUACUCCUGCGAUUGAUAUAUGGAGUGUCGGCUGCAUAUUUGCGGAAAUGCUUUUGGGUAAGCCUUUGUUUCCGGGGAAAAACGUGGUGCACCAGUUGGAUCUUAUGACUGAUUUUCUUGGAACUCCACCUCCCGAGUCGAUAGCAAGGAUUAGAAAUGAAAAGGCGAGGAGAUAUCUUAGCAGCAUGAGGAAAAAACAGCAAGUCCCUUUCUCUCAUAAGUUCCCUAAAGCUGAUCCUUUGGCUCUCCGCCUUCUUGAACGCCUGCUUGCCUUUGAUCCGAAAGAUCGUGCAUCAGCUGAAGAUGCACUAGCUGAUCCAUACUUCAGUGGCUUGUCAAAUUCAGAGCGUGAACCAUCAACGCAGCCAAUUUCAAAGCUUGAAUUUGAUUUUGAGAGAAAGAAGUUAACUAAAGAUGAUGUCAGAGAAUUAAUUUACCGUGAGAUAUUGGAAUAUCAUCCUCAGAUGUUGGAGGAAUACCUUCGCGGUGGUGAUCAGCUUAGCUUCAUGUACCCUAGUGGGGUUGAUCGAUUCAAGAGGCAAUUUGCUCAUCUUGAAGAGAGUCAAGGUAAACCAGGAGCAGCAGCAGGAGGAGGAAGAAGUACUGCACUUCACAGACAUCAUGCUUCCUUGCCAAGAGAGAGAGUUCCUGCUCCGAAUGGUGAAGCUGCAGAAGAAAGCAGUGAUGUUGAGAGAAGAGCAGCAGCUGCUGUGGCUUCAACCUUGGAAUCUGAGGAAGCAGACAAUGGAGGAGGUUACAGUGCUCGUAACCUCAUGAAGAGCGCGAGCAUCAGCGGUUCUAAAUGCAUUGGUGUCCAAUCAAAAACUGAUAAAGAGGACACCAUAGCUGAGGAAGAAGAUGAUGAGACAGUUGCAGAGCUUGCUGAUAGAGUUGCUUCUCUUCCUAAUUAA